AUGUCCGGCUCCCUCGGCCAGCCCGACGGCAGCGGGGGCGCGGGCGGCAGCGGGCCCGGGGCGGCGGCCGGCGGGGACCCCAGCCCAGGUGCUCAGCCGCCGCCCGCGCCCGAGGCCGCCGAGGAGGCCGCUCCCGCGCCCCGGCCGCCGCCCGAGCCCGACGACGCGGCCGCCGCGCUGCGCCUCGCGCUCCACCAGCUCUCCGCGCUGGGGCUGGGCGGCGCGGGCGGCCCGGACGAGGAGGGCGCCGCCGCGGGCAGCGGGGACGGCGUGGCGGCGGCCGCGCGGGGCGCGGACGGCGGGGCCGCGGCGGAGCCGACGCCCCCCGACGGGCCCGAGGCGGGCGCGCCCGCGGUGGCCGUGACCCCGGGCCCGCUGCCGCUGCUGGAGCCCGACGUGAGCCCCCCGCCGCCGCGGCCGUCGCCGCCCGAUGUGUUCGCGAGCUUCGCGGCCCACCCCGCCGCGCUGGGCCCCCCGACGCUGCUGGCCGAGCAGAUGAGCGUGAUUGGCAGCCGCAAGAAGAGCGUGAACAUGACCGAGUGCGUGCCGGUCCCCAGCUCCGAGCACGUCGCCGAGAUCGUGGGUCGCCAGGGGUGCAAGAUCAAGGCCCUGCGAGCCAAGACCAACACGUACAUCAAGACGCCGGUGCGCGGGGAGGAGCCGGUCUUCAUCGUCACGGGCCGCCAGGAGGACGUGGAGAUGGCCAAGCGGGAGAUCCUGUCGGCGGCGGAGCACUUCUCGGUGAUCCGCGCCACGCGCAGCAAGGCGGGCGGGCUGCCGGGCUCCGCGCAGGGCCCGCCCAACCUGCCGGGCCAGACCACCAUCCAGGUGCGCGUGCCCUACCGCGUGGUGGGGCUGGUGGUGGGGCCCAAGGGCGCCACCAUCAAGCGCAUCCAGCAGCGGACGCACACGUACAUCGUGACGCCGGGGCGCGACAAGGAGCCGGUGUUCGCCGUCACGGGGAUGCCCGAGAACGUGGACCGCGCGCGCGAGGAGAUCGAGGCGCACAUCACGCUGCGCACCGGCGCCUUCACGGACGCGGGGCCCGACAGCGACUUCCACGCCAACGGCACGGACGUGUGCCUGGACCUGCUGGGCGCCGCCGCCGGCCUCUGGGCCAAGGCGCCCAACCCCGCGCGCCGGCCCGCGCUGCCCGCCGCCAGCCUCCGCGGGGACGGCGCCCUGGGCGCUCCCGGGGGCCCCGAGGCCGCCUUCUACCCCGGCAGCCGCGGGGGCGCGCCGGUGCCGGACCCGGGCCCCGCCAGCCCCUACGGCGGCUCCGGCAGUAACGGCGGCUUCACCUUCGGCGGGGACGGCCCCGGAGCCCCGCCCGGGCCCCCUGCGCCCGAGGACUGCGACUUCGGCUUCGACUUCCUGGCGCUGGACCUGACGGUGCCCGCGGCCGCCACCAUCUGGGCUCCCUUCGAGCGCGCCGCCCCGGUGCCCGCCUUCGUGAACGGGGCGCCCGCAGCGCCGGCCCCCGGGGCGCGCCGCAGCAGCGGGGCUGGCACCCCGCGCCACUCGCCCACGCUGCCCGAGCCCGGCGGCCUGGGCCUGGAGCUGCCGCUGGCCCGCCGCGGGCCCCCCGACCCGGUGGGCGCGCUGCCCUGGCGGCCCCCGCCGGCCGCCCUGGCGCCUUUCUCCGGUGGCGGCGGCGGCGGCAGCUUCUCCGCCGCCUCCUCGCUGCCCGGCAGCUCCUCCGCCGCUGCCGCCACCGCCGCCUGCGCCGCCCUGGACUCCAGCGCCUCCGACGGCGGCCGCAAGCCCGCAGCAGCCACAGCAGCCCCCGCGCCCGGCGUGCCCGCUGCCCCCGCCCCCGCCGCGCCCGGCCCCGCCCUGGUGCGCGAGUGCGUGGUGUGCGCGGAGGGCGAGGUGAUGGCCGCGCUGGUGCCCUGCGGCCACAACCUCUUCUGCAUGGACUGCGCCGUGCGCAUCUGCGGCAAGAGCGAGCCCGAGUGCCCCGCCUGCCGCACGCCCGCCACCCAGGCCAUUCAUAUCUUUUCCUAA
This is a messenger RNA of Pipistrellus nathusii (Nathusius's pipistrelle), 2007 nucleotides long. The record is from the annotation of a GenBank genome assembly. Lineage: Eukaryota; Metazoa; Chordata; Mammalia; Chiroptera; Vespertilionidae.